GCUUGGAAUCGUAUUUUGACGGAAGUCGAAAAUGUUCGAGAUAAGGCGGACAGUAUGCUACGGUUAUUUCCGGCAAAUCUUACAGGCGAAGGCUUGUUUGGUCUUGCCGAAGCUGCUAUUUCGAAAAUGACUGAGUCGUUGCCUGGAGUGGAUCAGCUGGUAACUUAUACAUUCAAACAUGGUGGAAGCCCAUUGAUGGACUUACCUUUGGCUGUUAAUCCGAGUGGAUGUGCAAGAUGCGAACCGCGGUUUCGAACACUUAUCAAGCACAAGCGUCGCCGUAACCAACCUGCAGUAGCUGCUGCUGCUCGGCCAUCUGCCAGUAUGGAUGUGCUCGCGCGUGAUACCAGAAGUUCCUUUUCAGUGUUUUUUAACUAUCGAACGGGUGUAACAAAAUUCGAAAGAAUUUCCCAGCUAAGGAAAUAG
Gongylonema pulchrum is the source of this 426-nucleotide messenger RNA. The record is from the annotation of a GenBank genome assembly. Lineage: Eukaryota; Metazoa; Nematoda; Chromadorea; Rhabditida; Gongylonematidae.